Messenger RNA from Penaeus indicus, 682 nucleotides. Its product is annotated as voltage-dependent T-type calcium channel subunit alpha-1I-like. The transcript is spliced from 6 exons. The record is from RefSeq and is a predicted model, not a curated record. NCBI's taxonomy places the organism in Eukaryota, Metazoa, Arthropoda, Malacostraca, Decapoda, Penaeidae. Gene Ontology annotation, cellular component: neuron projection; plasma membrane; voltage-gated sodium channel complex. Gene Ontology annotation, molecular function: low voltage-gated calcium channel activity; voltage-gated sodium channel activity. Gene Ontology annotation, biological process: calcium ion import; membrane depolarization during action potential; transmembrane transport. The coding region runs from base 14 to 682 and encodes 222 amino acids.
CGAACGCAUCAGCAUGUUCGUCAUCCUCCUGAACUGCGUCACCCUGGGCAUGUAUCAGCCCUGCGUCGACGAGGUCUGCAACACCAACCGUUGCAAGAUUCUGCAGAUCUUCGACGACGCCAUCUUUGCCUUCUUCACGGUGGAGAUGGUGAUCAAGAUGGUGGCGAUGGGCUGGUCGGGAAAAGGCUCCUACAUGGCCGACUCGUGGAACCGACUCGACCUGUUCAUCGUCUUCGCUGGGGGCUUGGAGUACUGCCUGGCGAUGGAGAACAUGAAUAUCUCGGCCAUCAGGACCAUAAGAGUACUUCGGCCGCUCAGGGCAAUCAACAGGAUACCCAGUAUGAGGAUCCUGGUGAUGCUCCUGCUGGACACGCUGCCCAUGCUGGGGAACGUCCUUCUGCUGUGCUUCUUCGUCUUCUUCAUCUUCGGUAUCGUGGGCAUGCAGCUGUGGGCGGGCAUGCUUAGGCAACGUUGCUUCAUCGACAUUCCCGAGAACGUGACGCCGCAGCAAAAAGUUGAUGUAAUUUAUUACAAAGAGAUCAAGGCGAAAACCCGGUUCGACCUUGUGAUUGAGCCUGUCGGCGGCUUAGAGCUGGAACUCAAAGAUUCCCCAAAGGAACAUGUCUUUGAUCUGGACCAGAAAAAAGACCAUUCCAUCAAAACCAAGACGAUAAAUAAAUGA